CGUCCCAGCGGCGCGAUGGAGGCGGCAGGGCCGGCGGCGGGGAUGGAGGCGGCGGCGGGCGAGGCGGAGGCGGAGGCGGAGGCCGCGGUGGCGGCCGAGGCGCUGCGGCUGCUGCGGAUCGAGCCUUCGGCCGCGGGCGGUCCCAGCGCGGGGCGGGCGGACGGCGCGGAGGAGCCGUGCUCGAGGAACGCGCUGCGGAAGCGGCGGCGCUGGCAGCGGGUUCUCGCCGCCCGGCGCGGGAAGCGGCGGCAGGAGCGGCAGCGCCGCCGGGCACGGCGGGCACCAGCGGACGGAAUCGGCCCGGGACCGGCGCUCGGCAGCGGAAGGGUCCCGGCCGCCCUCGCCACGGAGCGGCUGCUGGAGGCGCGGGCGGCGGGCCCGCGGCUCUGCGUGGACCUCGGCGUGGGCGGCAGCAUGACCGAGAAGGAGAGUGGCCGCCUCGCCUCCCAGAUCCGCAGGCUUUACGGGGCGAACCGCCGCGCCGCUCGGCCCUUCUGGCUGUGCCUGACGGGGUUCGCGGCGGGGACGCCGAUUUACGAGCAGUGCUUCCGCAUGAACGACGGCUUCGCUGGAUACCUGAUGGAUACAACUCCACAGAGUUACCUGGACCUGUUUCCUUUGGAUGCCAUUGUUUAUCUCACUCCUGACUCUGAGAACGUCCUUGAAGACAUCGAUCCGGACAAGGUGUACGUGCUGGGAGGGCUGGUGGAUGAGAGCAUUCACAAGCAGCUGACCCUGCGGCGGGCACGGGAGCAGUCCCUGCAGACAGCCCGACUCCCCAUCCGCGAGUACAUGGUGAAAGCCCCCAAUGCCAGGAACUACCACUCCGAGACACUGGCCAUCAACCAGGUCUUUGAUGUCCUGUCCACCUACUACAACACACGGAGCUGGCCGGCAGCCCUGAGGGCUGGAGUUUCCUCUGGAAAAGGCUAUGUGCUACCAGAUACAGUGGAACAGGUGGAGACAGCCCAGUGCACCACUGCUGCCCAAGAAAAUGCUUUAUUUUGUGGUGAGGAGCUGCAGAGGCAGGAAGCACCAGCGUGACUGUGCACAGCAGACAGCUUGGUUUCCAGCAGUGUGAGGACCUUCUUGGAGUGACACCUUCUACCUCAGGAGUGUAGUGCUGGACAUCCCCAUCCCCUUGAGCAGGAAACAAAAGCUGGUGGAGCCUGCGAUCAAGUGAAAACUGACAGGAAUUCAGUUUUGCUUCUUUGCAGCUGUUUGUGACUCCUGUACCUACACUUGCUCUGGGAUGGGGAGGAGAGCCUUAAGGUGUUUUCUUCAUUUUAUUGAAACAGAGAAAGGUGAAGUUAGGAUUGCAAAGCUUAUGGGCAAGGAAAACCCCCUACCAUGGGACAGGACAGUGCUGCUCCUGCAGGAGAGUGCGGGACAGGGAGCAGCUCCCAAGGGCACUAUGUCCCAACAACUUAAACCCAGUGAAGACUAGGUGAGUUGUUGAAGCCUUUGGCUAGUAGUAUGCAUCUAAUACAAAAUAAAAUGUUUAGAUCCCCA
This is a messenger RNA of Corvus hawaiiensis (hawaiian crow), 1512 nucleotides long. It is a transcript of the gene TRMT10B, whose product is annotated as tRNA methyltransferase 10B. Gene Ontology annotation, molecular function: tRNA binding. The coding region runs from base 16 to 1044 and encodes 342 amino acids. The record is from RefSeq and is a predicted model, not a curated record. Lineage: Eukaryota; Metazoa; Chordata; Aves; Passeriformes; Corvidae. Gene Ontology annotation, cellular component: nucleus; nucleoplasm. Gene Ontology annotation, biological process: tRNA N1-guanine methylation. The transcript is spliced from 7 exons.